Messenger RNA from Ctenopharyngodon idella (grass carp), 1143 nucleotides. RefSeq names its product mitochondrial fission process 1 (gene mtfp1). Gene Ontology annotation, cellular component: mitochondrion. The transcript is spliced from 4 exons. Gene Ontology annotation, biological process: mitochondrial fission. The record is from RefSeq and is a predicted model, not a curated record. Bases 146 to 643 code for a protein of 165 amino acids. Lineage: Eukaryota; Metazoa; Chordata; Actinopteri; Cypriniformes; Xenocyprididae.
ACGGUCCCUCAGCUCAAGUACAGUAUGGCGCGUCUGACUGCAUGUGAACACCAGAUAUCAACAUUCAAGCUGCUGUUCUGAUCUGUUCUGUUCUGAUCUGAUCUGAUUGAGUUUUACCUCAGAUAUCACACACACACGGGUCAGUAUGGAGCACACGCCCGAGAAACAAAGCGAGGAAGUGGAUAUUUAUCGAGACACAUGGGUGAGAUUUCUAGGCUACGCUAACGAGGUGGGCGAGGCGUUCCGCGCGCUGGUGCCUGUCAGCGCAGUGUGGGCCAGUUACGCCGUGGCUACUGCAUACGUGUCUGCGGACGCGCUGGAUAAAGGCAAGAAAGCAGCGGCGGCUCACGGGGAGGAUGCUGGGAAGGCGGUGCGUGUGGGCGUGGCCGUGGUCGACACCUUCGUAUGGCAGGCUCUGGCUUCAGUCGCGAUUCCUGGAUUCACCAUCAACCGCGUCUGUGCCGCGUCUCUCUUCCUGCUGGGGAAAACCACCCGCUGGCCACUUCCUGUGCGCAAGUGGACGACAACCGCCAUUGGCCUCUCCACCAUCCCCUUCAUCAUCACACCCAUUGACAGGUCUGUUGAUUACCUGUUGGACUCCAGUCUGCGGAAACUCUACGGUGAAGGAGAAAAACCUGAAUGAGCCUCAUCACGGCGCUGACCUCUGACGCCCAACACGAGUGCCAGUCUGCAAUCAUCAGCAGAAAAGUGUCUCACAUUGACUAUAAACUGUGCCUCUCAAAGACCUUUAUUUGCAUGUGUCUCACUUUACAGUCAUUUUUUUUUUUAUCUGUGAGGUUAUUUGUUUUGUAUUGCUUGUUUUCAGAUGUUUACUUCAGAUUUGUUGUCAUUUUAUUGCUUUUUAAAAUUAAUAUGUUUGUAGUUUACGGUUGGAGAAUCUAGUACUGUAUGUUUCCAAACUGUACAAAUGAUAAGUGAAGCAGAGUUUCUGAUUACUGUAAUAUAAAUCAAAGUAUUUUACUCUCUGAUAUCUGAUGAUCUGUCGUUCGUGUGUUUCUCAUGUCAAGAGGACGAAGUGACGUUUCUCAUCAAGCCAUGAAUCACUAUGCAAGCUCUGUUCUGAAGGUUCUGCGGGAACACAAAAUAUGGCAUUAUGUAAUAAACACAUAUUUUUAUGCAAAA